Molecule: messenger RNA, 2104 nt
Organism: Triticum aestivum (bread wheat)
Lineage: Eukaryota; Viridiplantae; Streptophyta; Magnoliopsida; Poales; Poaceae
Product: OVARIAN TUMOR DOMAIN-containing deubiquitinating enzyme 4
Exons: 6
Coding region: 776-1687 (303 amino acids)
Biological process (GO): endoplasmic reticulum unfolded protein response; ERAD pathway; protein deubiquitination
Cellular component (GO): cytosol; nucleus
Molecular function (GO): cysteine-type deubiquitinase activity
Source: RefSeq, a predicted model, not a curated record
CGAGCCGCCCCGAGACACCGGACCAGCAGGACCUCGCGCGCUCAACCCCGCCGCCAUCAGCCCCGCACCACCACGCGGCGGAUCCGGCCUGAGCAGCCCCGGAUCCACCCCCCGACGCCGGCGAAGAGGGCCACCACACCGGAUCUUGCAGCGCCGUCGGAUGGAUCCCCGCUAGCUGGCGAGCGCCGACACAAAGGAGCCCCGCCGCCACCAUCCCUGGGGCACGCGCGGCUUCGCCGGCGUCCUCUCCGGCGGCGGCGAAGCGGAUGGGGGUGAGAGGGAGUGGGCCGGCGGCGGCGCGAUGGGGCUGCCCCCGAGCCGCCAGAGGAGGCGACGCGGGGGGAGGGAGCGUUUUUUUUCGCGGAGAGGGGCCUCCUGAAAAUUUCUAGGCACACUUAUCCCUUGCUUGGGAGUUCAUAAUUUAGUUUCCCGUGUUUCUUCAGGAUGACAUCAGAUUUGGGCUAUGUAGAGCAAGCAGAGUAUACCACGCGUUGCGUUGUUUGCUAUAGGCAAUCGAGUCUGUCAGUCCACAACUUUACUGAGAGAAUGCUUGGGAGUGCAGAUGUGCAGUUAUCUUAAUACUUGUUGUGGACUGUGUUUCGGCUGAAAUACGUUGUUAGUUCCCGGUGUGCACCGUUGCGUAUUACUAGAUGUCAAUUGGACUAGGAUUGACCUACUCAUUAGUCUGUGUCAUGGUAUUAUCCCUAUUUUUUAUGUUCCACUAGUUCUUACUGUCAUUUCUCUGCACAUGUGCAGCUGAUACUAUUCGAGCUGGAUGCGGCUCUAUUCACCUGCAAUCUGUUUGCGGCGAGCUGCCUCAACUAGUAUGUAUGCUCAUUCCAAUCAGUUCCAAGGAGGAGCCACACAGAGUAUGGUCUUAUGGAACUGCUCCCGACCGCAGUCAAGCCGUUCUCAUAUGACAUUGGGCGUAACCGAUUCUUCUCAUAAUAAGAACAUAAGAUCUUCUGAAGCGCAGAGUCUCAAGUACUUUGUCAGCUUAGUGGGCCGUCGAUUGCAUCGCGGAUUGUCAACCAGAGAGGGCAGUCUUAAUGUAAAGCUCGACAUGCUUUCACGUGACAGAAUGUCGGGUACUAAUUGGAAAUGGAGAGGCGUCCAUCAGAAGAUAGGAGCUACGGCUGGUGGGCUCUGCUUUGGUUUUUCAGUUUCAGGGAUCGCAAGAGCCGAGAUGCCUGUGGACAGAAAGAUCAAUUGUGCAGAAACUUCAGCGUCAUCUUCUCAUGGGAAGAAAGUCUACACGGAUUAUUCUGUCACCGGGAUUCCAGGAGAUGGGAGAUGCUUAUUCCGCUCCGUGGUUCAUGGGGCAUGCAUCCGCUCGGGGAAACCUAUCCCUAAUGAAGAUCUUCAGAGAAAGCUAGCUGAUGAAUUGAGGUCAAUGGUUGCCGAUGAAUUUGUCACUAGACGAGAAGAGACUGAAUGGUUUGUUGAGGGCGAUUUCGAUACAUAUGUUUCCCAGAUUAGGCAGCCACAUGUGUGGGGUGGUGAGCCAGAACUGUUCAUGGCUUCACAUGUUCUCCAGAUGCCAAUAACUGUGUAUAUGCAUGAUGAAGAUGUGGGUGGCUUAAUAACUAUUGCUGAAUAUGGCCAAGAGUACGGUAAAGAAGAUCCAAUACAAGUUCUGUAUCACGGUUUUGGCCAUUAUGAUUCCCUACAGAUUCAGAAGACAUAGGGGUCCGAAGACUAUAAUUUAGAAUUUGGGGCUUCGAGAUUCAGAAGGCACCGUUUCAAAAGCAUUUGAUCGUGUGUAAGUGUAAUAGCCUGGAGCCUGGAUGACUUUGUGUGCAAGCACAUGCUCGUAGAAGAUGACAAGAGAUACAAGGCAUUCCGUUAUCUGUAUGAAGGCGCCGAAGGAGCAAAAUUUGGAUGGGAGAGGACUGAAUCCUGUUGUUGUUGUUGUGUUGUUCAUGUACUCACCUCACCGUAGGGUGUAGGGUGUCGAUAUGCGAUGUCAUCUAUCUUGCUGUGGACGAAUAACAAAGACUACGGAUUAUCUAGCUAGCUAGGCGCAAGUUCUGCACGUACGUCAAUGUAAAUCAUGAGUUAUGUACAGUAUGAUCCACUGCUGCCGGCCAUCAAGAUUGUUAUG